GGUUGACCCGCUUCCCUCGCGCUGCACGAUCUCGGACGGAGCGAGAAACUAGUUUAUAUUCCGUGGAAGUGGAGCCGUAGUAGUCUCUAAGAGCUCCGAUCUGAAGGAAAACCAAUCCCUCUUCCGUUGGAGCUCACUCAUCAUAUGGCGCUCUCUCUUAGACUGCACCACCGAUUCGUCCAGAGACGACAACCCUCGGAGAAGCCCCAAAGGUCUCCGAUCCAACGGCUCCGGAUGCCGGAUCUGGGCGGGGCCAAAGGAGGGACAGCGAGGAGGGCUCUGAUGCCCGUGGCCGCGCGGAAGGCGAUCGAAGGGGUGGGCGAGGAGCUGAACUCGCUGGCGGCUCAGAACAAGGACUUCGCCCCCGCCCGGAGGCAACUCCGCGCCGCCUUCCUCGAUGUCCAGCAGCGCCUCGACCACUUCCUCUUCAAGAUAGCUCCGAAGGGAAUCCAAACGGAGGAGAGGUACCAGGUUAACUCCAAGGGGGUGGAGGUCUUCUGGAAGAGAUGGUUGCCAAGCCCCGGCGUGUCCACCAAGGCCGCCCUCUUCUUCUGCCACGGCUACGGCGACACCUGUACCUUCUUCUUCGAAGGCAUUGCCAAGAUGAUAGCCGCUUCCGGGUAUGCGGUCUACGCCAUGGACUACCCGGGCUUCGGACUCUCCCAAGGUUUGCACGGCUACAUCCCCAGCUUUGACGGAAUGGUGGACCAUGUCAUCGAGCAGUACACACACAUCAGAGCGAUGAAGGAGGCGAGGGAACUGCCGCAUUUUCUGCUGGGACAGUCGAUGGGAGGGGCCGUAGCUCUUAAGGUUCACUUGAAGCAACCGAAAGAAUGGGAUGGAGUGAUUCUUGUUGCGCCGAUGUGUAAGAUUGCAGCAGAUGUAACACCACCAGGACCUGUUUUGAAGGCAUUAACCUUGAUGUCUUAUGUUUUACCUGAAGCAAAAUUGUUCCCACAGAAAGAUUUAGGAGAUCUGGCAUUCAGAGACCCCAUGAAAAGAAAAGUGGCCGAGUUCAAUGUAAUAUCAUACUCAGAUCAAAUGCGAUUGAGGACAGCUGUUGAACUUAUAAAGGCUACACAAGAUAUUGAAUCACAACUCGAGAAGGUUUCCUCUCCAUUGCUGAUUCUCCAUGGAGCUGCAGACAAGGUGACAGACCCAAAUGUGAGCAAAUUCCUCUAUGAUAAGGCUAGUACCGAAGACAAAACCCUCAAGCUGUACGAAGGAGGCUAUCAUUCGAUUCUGGAGGGGGAACCUGGUGAUAGGAUUGAAAGUGUCAUUAAUGAUAUCAUAUCCUGGCUAGAUUCUCAUUGCACCCUUUGAUUAAUUUGGCAUUUGAGAAUUGAGAUGCAGGUUGAGUCUCCUUCCACUAUGUUGUUUUUGCCGUUGCAGGUUGAAGCCCGGUGCCCAGUUUUACCUCUUGUUAGAUCUUAUUAGACUUCCCUUAUUCUUUUCAUUCCUUCAACUGCUGUUACGAUUUUGGCUCAAGGUUUUUUCUUCUGCCAAUCCCUUUUGAUACCCAUGCAUUAAUGCCUGUCAUAUCAUCAUGAACUCUGAGCUAAACUGUAGCAUGUGAAGUUGUGGGAGAGUAGUGAUCCUAGAUCAGUAAAUCUCAAGAAAUUAAGAGUGAUUAAUUUCUAAGUUAUUUUUUGUAAUAUGAUAUCUAAGAUCAAAUGUGCUGAAAUUACUAAUACAUGCAUCAUUCUCA
This is a messenger RNA of Elaeis guineensis (African oil palm), 1708 nucleotides long. RefSeq names its product caffeoylshikimate esterase. The record is from RefSeq and is a predicted model, not a curated record. NCBI's taxonomy places the organism in Eukaryota, Viridiplantae, Streptophyta, Magnoliopsida, Arecales, Arecaceae.